Molecule: messenger RNA, 980 nt
Organism: Acyrthosiphon pisum (pea aphid)
Lineage: Eukaryota; Metazoa; Arthropoda; Insecta; Hemiptera; Aphididae
Product: ras-related protein Rab-18-B
Exons: 5
Molecular function (GO): GTPase activity; GTP binding
Source: RefSeq, a predicted model, not a curated record
AAAGGUACAUUGCAGAACACGGACACUUUGUACGGUCUGGCAAAAAGUUUGUUAUGCAGAUUUACAGAUGAUACAUUUAAUGUGGACAAUGCAGUCACUAUUGGUGUAGAUUUUAAAAUGAGAAAAAUAACUGUUGAUAAUAAUAAUAUUAAGCUAGCUUUAUGGGACACAGCUGGACAAGAAAGGUUUCGUACACUCACUCCAAAUUAUUACCGCGACGGUCAAGGUGCUGUACUUGUUUAUGAUGUUUCAAACCGAGAUUCAUUUACAUGUUUAGAAACGUGGAUUAAUGAACUUAAUAGAUACUCUACCAAAACUAAUAUUAUUAAAAUGGUUGUUGGUAACAAAAUUGAUAUGGAAAGACAAGUUACUCGAGAAGAAGGUAUUGCUUUUGCUCGUCGCCAUCAAACAUUAUUUAUUGAAACUAGUGCUAAAACCAAAGAAGGCGUUUAUAUGGCUUUUGAAGAAUUAGUUAGAAAAAUAAUAAAUACACCAAGCUUAUGGGAAAAGCUUGAAGAUGCCAAUGUGGUUCGGUGUAAUGAUGAUCAUUCAGCAUCGGAGCAAAAUUAUUGUUAUUGUUGACUAUUUAAUUGUUAAAAUAUUUAUGUAAGGUUAUAUUGUGUUAUUGUACAACUAGUCUAAUACUUUGUUGGUAUAUGGUAUAUUAUUUGUAGCAUAGAAUGAAUAUGCUACAGAUGUCUCAGUAUACAUAUAAAAGUAAUUAGAACAUAUUUAAUUUUGUUUUGUAUUAUUGCACUUAAAAAUAAUUUUAAGGUUACAUUUUUGGUUGUAAAAAAUUAUCAUAUUAAAUGCUAUGGAUUACUAAUGAAACAUACAUAUAUUAUUGUAAUUGGUUACUUAUACCUCGGAAUAAUAGUUAUUCUGUGCUUAUACUAUUGAUUAUAGAUAGUACUAUCUAUAAUCCAUUAAUAAAUAUCAUGUAUACUAUAUUAUGUAAUAAUAAAUAAUAAUUUACUAAA